AGUAACAAGUUUUCAUUGGCUGUUGAAGGCAUAUGACAAACCAAGAUGGCGGCGCCCAUGAGGAUUUUAGCAGGCGAUGAAAUAUUUUUAGGCUUUUCUGACUAACUGCUGCUGAUGUCCAUGGGAGAGGAGUGUUAACAGGAGAAAAGUCAGAGCAGAAACUGAGUUGCUGCCAUUUGAAAAAACUCUGAAACACUGAAGAGAAACAAUGCCUCUGUCAGACUUCCUUGCUGGUUUGAAAGAUAACCCGUACUUCGGUGCCGGUUUUGGACUGGUCGGAGUCGGUGCUGGGCUGGCUGUUCUCAGGAAGGGGUCCCAGUUUGGAAUGGUGGCAUUCAGACGACACUGUAUGAUCACUCUGGAGAUUCCUAGCAAGGACAAGAGCUACCAUUGGCUGCUUCAGUGGAUUACCCAGAAUGCCCAGAGAACACAGCACCUGAGUGUAGAUACCACAUUCCAGCAGCACGACAGUGGGAAAAUUAGCACCAGAUUCGACUUCGUUCCCAGCCCAGGAACACACUUCUUCUGGUAUAAGAACAACUGGAUCAGAAUAGAGAGAACGAGAGAGAAGCAGAUGGUUGACCUGCACCACGGCACACCCUGGGAAACAGUGCAGCUCACAGCACUGGGCAGGAAUAGGGAAAUGUUCUUCGAGAUUUUAAAUGAAGCAAGAGAACUCGCCUUACAAAGAACAGAGGGGAAGACUGUGAUGUACACAGCCAUGGGUCCUGAGUGGAGACAGUUUGGUUACCCCAGGAAGAGGAGACCUCUCAGCUCUGUCAUCCUGCACGAGGGACAGGCAGACAGGAUACUGCAGGAUGUCAGGGAGUUCAUCAGUAACCCCAAGUGGUACACAGACAGGGGUAUUCCAUACAGAAGAGGCUACUUACUGUAUGGUCCUCCAGGCUGUGGCAAGAGCAGCUUCAUUACAGCCCUUGCAGGAGAGCUACAGUACAGUAUCUGCCUGAUGAACCUGAGUGAGCGGGGGCUGUCUGAUGACAGACUGAACCACCUCCUGAGUGUGGCUCCUCAGCAGAGUAUCAUCCUACUGGAGGACAUAGAUGCUGCAUUUGUCAGUAGAGAACUCACACCACAAGAGAAAGUUGCAUAUCAGGGAAUGGGCAGACUGACGUUCAGUGGUCUGCUGAAUGCCUUGGACGGAGUAGCUUCAACAGAGGCUAGGAUCGUGUUCAUGACCACCAACUUUAUUGACAGGUUGGACCCAGCCCUGAUCCGCCCCGGCCGUGUGGAUAUGAAGGAGUACAUCGGUCACGCCAGCGAGCACCAGCUGACGGAGAUGUUCCGCAGGUUCUACCCUGACCAACCGGAGGCCAGGUCACAGGAGUUCGCCAGCAAGGUUGUUGCACAGGGCAAGGACAUUAGUAUAGCACUGGUUCAAGGUUUCUUCAUGCUAAACAAGUCAGAUCCUGAUGCUGUUAUAGAGAAUAUAGACAAGAUGUGGACAUAGACGUAAAUAAAAUUUUAUUUCUAGGUUGCUCAUUAUAUGUUCAAAAUGUAAACUGAAUUGAUUAUUUCAACAGCCAGUGAUAUGAAAGUAUAUGUCGAGCAUUUUACUGCUACCAAAUUAAAAUGUAUUGUUAGUCAAUCUAUGUACAUGUGACACUGGAUGCUAUGAAAAUCAUAGAUGAUGAUAUGAAUAAACGAAAUUGCUUUUUUCGGUCUCAAUUUGCAA
Branchiostoma floridae (Florida lancelet) is the source of this 1693-nucleotide messenger RNA. RefSeq names its product mitochondrial chaperone BCS1-like. NCBI's taxonomy places the organism in Eukaryota, Metazoa, Chordata, Leptocardii, Amphioxiformes, Branchiostomatidae. Gene Ontology annotation, cellular component: mitochondrial inner membrane. The transcript has 10 exons. Gene Ontology annotation, molecular function: ATP hydrolysis activity; ATP binding. The record is from RefSeq and is a predicted model, not a curated record. Gene Ontology annotation, biological process: protein insertion into mitochondrial inner membrane from matrix; mitochondrial respiratory chain complex III assembly. Bases 209 to 1468 code for a protein of 419 amino acids.